AUGGCUUCGCCGCCAUAUGCAACAUCGCCGUUGGCGAUGUCGCCGCCGAACCCAUCCCCAGCACAGUUACCAAACAAAAAGCGAUCGUCGACUCUCGAUGUUAAUGCCCCGCCUCUAAAGCGGCGGAAGGCUUCCAACCUGUCACAGUCAUCGGCGCCUGCUCAUCCGCUACGGCAAACGUCAUUUCCUCCCGAAGUUCGAUCCCCCUACGCCCGAUCGCCAUCCGUUGAUGCCACCUCUAUUGUGAGCGGUAGUGCUGUCAGUGCAACUGCGAGCGGAGCUCCUAAGAAGAAGAGAGGUCGAAAAUCUAAAAACGCAAAGGGCGAUGACUCGGCCGAGCGCACCCCAAGUCUGGUUGGCGGUAAAGCGCCGACCAACGUUAGUGGACAAGGGGGCGACAAAGAUGCUGAAGACGACGACGACGAUGACGAGAAUGGAGAAAUGGCGCUGGAAGAUGCUGGUGCCCGCACUCAGGAACAGAAACAAGAGGAGAUUAGAUUGCGAGCCAUGCUGGUAGAGGCAUUUGACAGCGAGCAGUACAAUCGGUAUGAACUAUGGCGAGCAGCCAAGCUAUCCGAUGCUGUCGUCAAGAGGGUGGUGAACGCGACCGUCUCGCAGUCAGUGCCACAGAUGGUAAGCACAGCAGUAAAGGCAGUGGCCAAGUUAUUUGCCGGUGAGAUUAUCGAGGCGGCUCGAAAUGUUCAGGGCGAAUGGAUCGUUGCUGGUGAGAAUCAAAGCGACCUACCGACGCCACCCGCAUCUACAGACGAUGCGGGUCAGGAGGGAGAGGCGGAAGAACCCGAGUUGAAGCGUGGACCAAUGCGACCAGAUCACUUGCGAGAAGCAUGGCGACGAUACAAGCUUAGUGGUGAGAGCCGAGGCGCACAACCACAAGACCAAUCUGCAUCAGCAAUCCGCAUUCGCGACAACCAGCGCCGCUCUCGCGCCCGCCGAAAGGAGUACGUUGAAAACCUCGAGCGCAAAGUACAAGAAUAUGAGCGACAUGGCGUAGAUGCCACGUUGGAGAUGCAACAUGCUGCCCGGACUGUGGCACUCGAAAACUCGAGAUUGAAAAUGAUGCUGGCCAAGAUGGGCGCUUCUGACGGCGACGUGGAAGCGUUUUUGGCUUCAUGCCAAGACAGAGAGGCCGCAGAAGCGCUUUCAAGCGUUAGCCUGAUGCCUGUUCAUCAUGACAAGGACGAUGGCACGGGACAGCAGACGACGAAAGAAAUUGGUGGGCGUCGAAGGCAGCAAGGCUUGUCAAAAACUCCAGACUUGGAGACUAAGCCGUAUAUUGCUGGGAAUUACCAGAACCAUACUUCUACGAACGGACACGCAGGAAGCGUGCCGAGUUCGAGCCAUGGAUCAACGCCCUCACAAGGCACGCCACUGGAUGUCCUGGCGUUGGCAACUCUGCAUCAGGAACCUUGCUGUCAAGGCAAAACACAAUGCACCACGGCAUCUGAGGCACCUAGCCCAUCAACAGUGGAAACAAAUACCAGAGCCGUCACGCCUACUUCUGCGUACGCCCCGACAUUAUCACCUGGUGCUACGACUGUAGCGCAGGAUUUCUCGUCGCCGAUGGAAAUGUCGUGCAAUGCGGCGGCGGCAAUCAUUGCAGAUAUGCAAGGCCAUGGUGAUGCCAGUUUGGCAAAGGCACGAUUGGGGUGUCGCGGACAAGAUGAGUGCCUGGUGAGGAACACUGUGCUGUUCCAGAUCUUGGAGGGCGAAGGUCAUGCAAACCUUCCAUGA
Messenger RNA from Pochonia chlamydosporia 170, 1752 nucleotides. Its product is annotated as TBP-associated factor IIF. The record is from RefSeq and is a predicted model, not a curated record. Gene Ontology annotation, molecular function: protein heterodimerization activity; transcription coactivator activity. NCBI's taxonomy places the organism in Eukaryota, Fungi, Ascomycota, Sordariomycetes, Hypocreales, Clavicipitaceae. The transcript is spliced from 3 exons. Gene Ontology annotation, cellular component: transcription factor TFIID complex; nucleus. Bases 1 to 1752 code for a protein of 583 amino acids. Gene Ontology annotation, biological process: RNA polymerase II preinitiation complex assembly; transcription initiation at RNA polymerase II promoter.